Molecule: messenger RNA, 2049 nt
Organism: Miscanthus lutarioriparius
Lineage: Eukaryota; Viridiplantae; Streptophyta; Magnoliopsida; Poales; Poaceae
Source: the annotation of a GenBank genome assembly
AUGUCGUCCGACCCCUCGCCCCACCUCCCCUCGCAGGUGGCCCCGCCCGGCGCGGCGGAGGCGGAUCCCCAGCCCCUGCCCCUGCCCCAGCCCGCCGAGCCGCCCGAGGUGAUGCACCGGACGAGGGCCGUCGACUUCCUCGGGCGACGCACGCCCAUCGUCUACCAGAACGAUAAUGGGCCCUGCCCCCUCCUCGCCAUCUGUAACGUGCUUCUGCUGAAGAAUGUGAUCAGCCUGAACCCUGACGAGGGCGAGGUGUCGCAGCAGAAGUUGCUCUCGCUCGUGGCCGAGCGCCUCAUCGACCCCAACAUCGCCGUACAGGACAAGGACGAGGAGUAUGUUCGCAACCGGGAGCAGAACGUAGCUGAUGCCAUUGAUCUUCUCCCGCGCCUCGCGACAGGCAUUGACGUGAACGUGAUGUUCAGGAAGAUUGAUGACUUUGAGUUCACCCGAGAACGUGCUAUAUUUGAUCUUCUGGAUAUCCCACUAUACCAUGGAUGGAUAGUGGACCCUCAGGAUACUGAAACUGCUACUGCUAUUGGAUCGAAGUCCUACAAUGCUCUUGCCUCCGGACUUGCUGAAUUCAAGUCAGGUAAACCAACAGAAGAAAAUAAACAUGUGGAGGAAGAAACUGUUGAUUUUGCUGCCGCGACAACUGCAGCUUUAAAGAUUCCGUCUCCCAGUGUUUCUUGUGGGAGAUCAUUUGAUGAACUUACUCUCUCAAACUCAACUGAAACACAUAAAAGGCGAGGUGACCUUGAGGAAGAAGAGGAACUGAUGAGGGUCCUCAAUCUAUCCAAAGCUGAAAGUGGGGAUGCAGUUGAUGGAGAAGUUUCUUUUGACACUUCACAUAGUCAUUCAUCGUCCAACAUGGAGACACCACAAAGUGAGAGUUUUCAGUCAGAAGCACCUGAGGUGGUGGGGGCAGCAAAAGAGGAACAUGGCGAUCACGCUGUGAGUGAUGAUGGCUCCAUGCUCACAAAUGGUGCUGUUAAUGGCAGUGAAGUUGUGCCUGAAGAAUCCCAAGAAACUUUGACAUCUAAAGAACCAGAGGACAGUGAAAUAAAGAAUAUGUUACCAGGGGACCUUGAUAUACCCGUUCAAUCUUCAGAAUCUACUCCCUCUUGUCCGUCUCAUGAAUCCUUUGCUACCAGUGAUCACCAACCUGCUGUUCCUACUCUUGUUGAAGGUGAUAAAGAAACCUGCAGAGAACAGUUUGAUGUACAAAUUCAUGGCCAGUCUAAUGAUACUGAGGCUGCUUGUGACUCGUCAGUUGCAACUUGUGGAGCUGUUCCAGGUCAUGCUACAACAGAACUGGAUGUGAAAAGUGAUUCUUUAGAUAAAUCUGAGCCUCGACCUUCAAGCAUUCAGGAAUGUGAACCAAUAUACCAAGGUGAAGAGCACGUACUUGGCACCACAAAUAUGGUGUAUGAAAAUCAAGAGCCGAGUGUCACGAGGGGAGGGGAGCUGAUUGAUAAUUUUCUGCAGACCACUGCUAACCAGCUGACUGUCUAUGGUCUCUUACAUUUACAAGAGGGACUUAACGAAAGUGAGCUUUGUGUCUUCUUCCGUAAUAACCACUUCAACACUAUGUUCAAGUACAACGGAAGUCUAUAUCUCCUAGCAACUGAUCAAGGUUUUAUAAGCCAAACUGAUUUGGUAUGGCAAAGGUUGGAUGAGGUGAAUGGAGAUGGGGUUUUUCUUACCAGCAACUUCACACCAUUUAAGGCUGAAACUCCAAGAAAUGAUUCAUGGAAUGAACAGCAAGCUAUGACGAGUACUGCUGAUUAUCUUGCUCAAUUUGACAACACUUCUGGAAACUCUGAUCUGGAGCUAGCUAUAGCACUUCAACAGCAAGAGUUUGAGCGGCAACCACAAAGGUUUCAAGCUCCACCACCCCAGCAGCAGCAACAACAGCAACAACCACCUCAGACGCAGCACCAACCGACUCAAUCUGGCCGACCAGGACUUGUUGGUGGUCAAAGGAGGUCCAACGUCCCACCUCCGUCGAGAAGUGAAUCGAAGAAAGAGAGGUGCAUUGUGAUGUAA